AUGCCGGUCAGAAUGCGGAUGAGAUGGACGGCUUACGCUGGGGCUUCUACCGCCCUGGCCGCCGGGGUCAUCCUCAAAGCUCUGGCACAGCGCCCGAACUUCUACUCGGCCGCGGUCUACUUGUCGCAGUCCUCUGCCAACCUGAUGAUCUUGACCAAUCUCCUCUUCGUUGUCGCCUGCACCUUCUUCAUCGGACUACAGAAACUCCUCUACGGAAGCCUGCGGCCGAUCGAGAUCGAACAGCUAUACGAGAAAGCCUGGUUCGCCGUCACCGAAACAUGUCUGGCAAUGACCGUCUUCAGAGGCGAAGUCGGGCUGGGGUUCCUUGCCAUGUUCUUCGCUCUGUUGACUGGCAAGGUUUGGGGAUGGAUCGGUGAAGGUCGGGUCGAAAUACUGGAGCAACAACCGCCUCGGAACCCAAGACUCUUUCAUACCCGGUUAGCCCUAAGUCUCGGCCUGAGUGUCGCCUUCGACCUGACCAUGCUCGAAUACGUGGUUAAGCAGGUCAUGAGAAUGGCCAGGCCGGACAUGAUGGUCAUGUUUGGAUUCGAGUUUGCCGUCCUGUCCAUUACCAGUAUCAGCACGGCGAUCAGGUACGCCAUCGAUUUGGUCGAAAUUGGAAUCGUCCGUGAACAAAAGAGGCAGCGCAUCGAAGAAAUCAAAAGGGAACGGGUACAAGCAGCUGUAUCCGAAUUGCAACAAGCACAGAACGCCCCGGCAGAAGGUGCUGCAAUCCCCAGUGAUGCGCAGGCAGCGAGCUUGCCCACUCCGACCCAGCGCACUGUCGAACAGGUGUCCCAAGAGGUGAUGAACCAACCUGUGGACGAGAACGAGGUCGAGGUCGAAGGUUGGGAGGACAAAGGUCGAUACAUGUUCUAUCUGAAUCUGGCCACGGAUUUCUUCAAACUUGUCAUCUACCUUGCAUUUUUCUUCAUCCUGCUUGUAUUUUACGGCCUACCGAUACACAUCUUACGAGAUGUUUUCAUAACCAUGCGCUCAUUCGUCAAACGGAUCUCGGACUUCAGAAAGUACCGGGCGGCCACGAGAGAUAUGAACGCACGUUAUCCCGAUGCCACUGAGGAAGAUAUUGGACCAGAAGAUGUCUGCAUAAUAUGCAGGGAAGAAAUGCGACCGUAUCAGCCCCCAGCUGCCCAGGACGGCCAACCCGCGCCGCGAGGCACCCCGGUGGCGGAAAGGAUGAGACCGAAGAAGCUCCCAUGUGGGCACGUGCUUCAUUUUUCUUGCUUGAGGAGCUGGCUCGAAAGGCAACAAAUCUGCCCUACUUGCAGAGCGAAUGUCGUCCAGGGUGGAAGAACCGGGCCCAACGGCAGGGCGGCUGGCCAACCGGGCGCUGCUGGCGGAGAUGAUGCACAGGGUCGACCAGACGGACGACAAGGCCCGAGGAUCUACCAAUUCGGGCCGUUGAGGAUAGGAGUCGGCGCAGUCCGCGGACAGAACGUGUUCGAAGAACUCCAGCAACAGCUACGGGAGGUGCGGCAGGCCGGUGUCGAGCCUCCAGCCCACGGCGAUGCCAAUGCCCCUCGACAGUUCGGCGUUGGAAUUCGGUGGGCUGCUGGAAGGCGGCCCCGGCCAGGAGAUCAGAAUCAGAAUAUGACAACCCGAGAGCAGCUUGAUGCACUGCGAGGUCAGCUAGAUCGGGAAAUGCAGGACCUCGCCCACAGUUCGGCCGAAUUGAGCUUGUUGCGGUCAAUGCAGACAGAGAUGCAGAGACUGCGAGACCUCAGGCCUGGAGAAGCCGCCGACAACGCAAGUGCAACCGGCCCGGGCACAGGUACAGCGUCGGGAACAACUCCUGCUCCGGCAUCGAACGCGACACCCGCACCAGCGAUACCCCCGGCUCCAAUUCCCGGUCAGCAGACUAUAAACCCUUCCCCGUUUCCCCGGGUCACUCAGACUCUUUCUGCUGGCGGCCCGCACGAUGUGAUAUUUGCGGGAAGCGACAGGCUCCCUCCCGGCCUGACACUGCCAGAAGGGUGGUGUAUGAUGCCCUUACGACCUACACAAUUCGACGCUGCACGGACGAUGCUGCCUCCACACAUGCGAGCUUUCGGAUCGGCACCUGAUGUGAUGCAAAGACACCACGCUGCUCAUGACUUGUUGUUUCAAACACCUCAACCGUUUCCGCAUCCGAUAACCAUGAAUGGAGUGAACGGACCCGCCCGGGGCCAAACAUUUACAACCACAACCUCGGGACCCCAGCCCAAUAACUUGCCCGAACAACAUCGACCGUCUGCGUUUCCGGGGUGGCCAGGGACUCCGGACUUGCAGCGGCCCGCUGGAGGUCCUGGCACCGAGGCUAAUGCUCGGCCAGAAGUUCCGAACACUACAGCCGGGACGAAUGUACAGACGUAUGGCCCUCCGGGUAGCGAGCAGGGACAUGUGCCCACAUCCGGAAUGGGAACACAGACUCAGCCUAUCCAAAAUUCCUCUAGUGCUUCCUCCAUUCCUUCAAGUGCUGUCCCAGGCGUUGAGUUGGGGCAAUCUCGUCCUGCUGUGCAGCCUUCAGAUAGUCAGCAUACGCCUGCUUUUCCUACCACCCAGCAACAGGCCGUAGGGGCCGCAUUGCCUAACUGGGGUACUGGAUCCACGGGUAAUGGCGAGACGAGCACCAUAUCACAACCCUCCGGCAGCGGAAGCAACGUGGCUCUCCAGAACAAUCAGGAAGCGCUAAGCGUGCCGCGAGAGGGGGCUGAGUGGACCGACGGGGCAAGAAUACCUUCACAAAAUGGCGGAGGCAAUGAUCACAGCAACGGGGAAAUCAAUGCUGACCGCAGCAUGAAUGGAAUCGACCAUACCGGAGCAGGCCCUCCUCCCAACGGUUCUCGUCCUCAAGCAAUCCCGGGAGGAGAACAAACUCAUGUUGGGAGCUCCGAGAGUGAGCAAGCGGCACCAUCGAAGGAACCGCAUCAUGCUACGGUCGAGGACUUGGUGGAGGAUCCGGACUGA
Molecule: messenger RNA, 2967 nt
Organism: Exophiala dermatitidis NIH/UT8656
Lineage: Eukaryota; Fungi; Ascomycota; Eurotiomycetes; Chaetothyriales; Herpotrichiellaceae
Product: E3 ubiquitin-protein ligase synoviolin
Exons: 2
Coding region: 1-2967 (988 amino acids)
Cellular component (GO): cytoplasm
Molecular function (GO): zinc ion binding
Source: RefSeq, a predicted model, not a curated record